Ictalurus furcatus (blue catfish) is the source of this 1057-nucleotide messenger RNA. RefSeq names its product mitochondrial ribosomal protein L33 (gene mrpl33). Gene Ontology annotation, biological process: translation. Gene Ontology annotation, cellular component: mitochondrion; ribosome. The record is from RefSeq and is a predicted model, not a curated record. Bases 466 to 663 code for a protein of 65 amino acids. Gene Ontology annotation, molecular function: structural constituent of ribosome. The transcript has 4 exons. Lineage: Eukaryota; Metazoa; Chordata; Actinopteri; Siluriformes; Ictaluridae.
CACUCUUAAUGUGAAAUCCUACUAUCCAUCAUCAAACAAAGUAGUAUGUUCAGAAAAAAAGCAUUUAAAUAAUACGUUAAAAUAAUGAUCAUUUUACAACCAUGUGUUUAACGUAAAAUACUACUUAUUGCGUUAAUUUUAUUCGUUUUUUCUUUUCUUUUUUUUCUUUUUUUUACAUCAAUCAUCCGAAUCCCGCCUCUCAAUUAUUGGCCAACAGAAUUCUGACAGUCUGUCAAACUGACCAAUCAGUGUGCACGCUUUAGCCGCGCCUAGCGUAGCAGGAAGUGAUUUUACAAUACGGGUAGUAAGGGGGGGAAAAACACAGAUCCGUAUUUACUCAUUAACAGGCGUCACAAUACGGGUGGGCUGUAUACCCCGGAAGUUCAAACAUAAUUCUCGCGGAAGUUGUUCCACAUGAACUCAAUGUGACUUUAUCGAAACAAUACUGAAAAACCUUGCGUUAAAAUGUUUCUCACCGCAGUUAACCUCGCCAAGAGCAAAUCUAAAACUGUGUUGGUACAGAUGAUGAGUGCUGCAGGGACAGGUUACUGUUUCAACACCAAGAGAGGACGACUCCGAGAAAAACUGGUGUUGCGCAAACACGACCCUAUAGUGAACCAGCACGUCUUGUUCAUCGAGAAGAAGAAGAUCCGCUCUCUUUAAACAUGGACCAAACACGAGAUUUCACUUGAAGAAUUUCAGGCUUGUGUAUUUAAGCAUGCACUGUUUCAAAUCGUAGCUAAGAAGCAGCUAUGAGUAAGAGCACUCAACUACACCGAGCUUAACCGAAAGAUCACGAUAAUAUGAAGCAUGAUGACAUGCCACAGUGCAUCCAGACGUCCUGAGAUCAUUCCACAACAUGACGGAUUGAGAAAUGCACUGAGAAGCAAUAGUGCAGUGACUAAUCAUUUAGAUACGUUUGCCAGUGUUGGAUAUCUUUUUCUGAAGAUAAAAUCUUAAUGGUGAAAUGGCUGAAUUACAACACAGAGUUGUAUUAAACAUUCAUUUUCGUUUUUUUGUUUAAAGACAUUAAAAACAAUAAAAUCACAUAAUACUG